CGCCGUUUCAGCGACAGGGGAAGGGAGUUACGGAAGUAGUCGGGGGUCCCGGUGUGGGAAGUCCGGGCGCAGCCAGACGGAGCUACAUCGGGCAGCCAGGUAAUAAUUCAAGAUGCCAGGGCCUUCAAGUUCAGGUUCAACUGGUUUUAUAUCCUUCAGUGGUGUAGAAUCUGCACUCUCCUCCUUGAAAAACUUCCAGUCCUGCAUCAGCUCUGGAAUGGACACAGCUUCUAGUGUUGCUUUGGAUCUUGUGGAAACUCAGACUGAAGUGAGUAGUGAAUACAGUAUGGAUAAGGCAAUGGUUGAAUUUGCAAUGAUGGAUCGGGAACUAAACCAUUAUUUAAAGGCUGUUCAAUCUACAAUAAACCAUGUAAAAGCAGAACGUCCAGGAGAAAUACCCGAUCUAAAAUUAUUAGUGGAGAAGAAGUUUUUGGCUUUACAGAAUAAGAAUUCCGAUGCAGACUUUCAAAAUAAUGAGAAAUUUGCACAAUUUAAACAACAGCUGAAAGAACUGAAGAAGCAAUAUGGUCUUCAAGCAGAAAGAGAGGCUGAUGCCACAGAAGGAGUUGAUGAAGAUAUGAUUGUGACCCAAAGUCACACCAACUUCAUCUGCCCCAUUACACAGUUGGAAAUGAAGAAGCCAGUGAAAAAUAAAGUGUGUGGCCACACCUAUGAAGAGGAAGCCAUUGUUCGCAUGAUUGAGUCCAAGCACAAGCGGAAGAAAAAGGCCUGCUGCCCAAAAAUUGGCUGUAGCCACACGGACGUAAGAAUGUCUGAUCUCAUCCAGGACGAGGUGCUGAGGAGGGCGAUUGAGAGCCACAACAAGAAAAAACAUCGUCAGUCUGACUAGGAAGACCACCUGCCUGCAGGGAACUCCGCAGCCUACCUCCUACCCCAGCCAUCUGUAGAGAGCAAUGCUUGUCAAAGCACUUCGACUGGCUGCAUAGCAUACUUUGGGGUAAAAUUGAAGGUUUUAGUGUAUUUGAAAGCCUUUUUCUAUGUUACAGUAAACAUUCAAGCAUAUUAUAUUGUUUAUUUUUAAGU
Mesoplodon densirostris (Blainville's beaked whale) is the source of this 1044-nucleotide messenger RNA. RefSeq names its product NSE2 (MMS21) homolog, SMC5-SMC6 complex SUMO ligase (gene NSMCE2). Bases 113 to 850 code for a protein of 245 amino acids. Gene Ontology annotation, cellular component: nucleus; Smc5-Smc6 complex. Gene Ontology annotation, molecular function: ubiquitin-protein transferase activity; SUMO ligase activity; zinc ion binding. The record is from RefSeq and is a predicted model, not a curated record. Gene Ontology annotation, biological process: double-strand break repair via homologous recombination; protein sumoylation; protein ubiquitination. Lineage: Eukaryota; Metazoa; Chordata; Mammalia; Artiodactyla; Ziphiidae. The transcript is spliced from 7 exons.